Molecule: messenger RNA, 1755 nt
Organism: Metarhizium album ARSEF 1941
Lineage: Eukaryota; Fungi; Ascomycota; Sordariomycetes; Hypocreales; Clavicipitaceae
Product: Transcription factor jumonji
Exons: 1
Coding region: 1-1755 (584 amino acids)
Biological process (GO): chromatin remodeling
Cellular component (GO): nucleus
Molecular function (GO): histone H3K36 demethylase activity; histone H3K9 demethylase activity
Source: RefSeq, a predicted model, not a curated record
AUGGAUGGGUUCGCGCGUCAUGCCGGCGCCGCACCGGCCUCGGCAUCGCUGGCCACGGCGCGCGCGGCCGCCGAGACGAGGGACGCCCGCGACACGCGCGUUCCCCUUGCGGUUGCGACCGGCGAUGCGCAUCCACGGGCGGAUUGUCCUUGGGAACCGGGAGCCGAACCGGGAGCGCGCGACAGCCUCCGAGAGCCAAGCAAACGACAGCCCGAGAACCCGGCGCCGACAGAGGCAUUGCAGUCUGACCGACCGGCCGCCAUCGUGACGCAAGAUGCGACUGCGACUUCGGAUGAGGUUGUGCAAGAACCAGUGGGCCGUGCCGCAUUCGCAUCCGACGUGGUUCCCGCCCCGACUCGUGUGACGGAAAACAACGUCCAGUCGAGCGACGACAAGGACGCAGUCAACAACCCCGACUCGGGCCCAGUCGCAAAAGGGAGCGCAGGUGGAGGGAACGCACCGGCUCGUUUGCCGGCGGUGCUGCAUCGUCACGACGCCGCACCCGCCACCACGGUGCCGACGUUAGUGCCGCAAACCCCGGUCCGCGGCGAGGUUGCCGGCUCAGACGGCGCACAACACCAGCCCGGAGAGCUCCACGCUGCGCCGGAUAUCAAGCACGACUUUGACCAGGUCGACGGCCACCGAAUCCUGCGUUUCCAGCCGACCAAGGAACAGUGGGACGACUUCCCCGCCGUCUUGGCUUCUGCGAGAAGUCUCGGCGCCGACGGAGACGGCUGCUUCAAGGUCGUCAUACCAGAGGGCCUCGGAGACGAGCUGCCAGAGAGGCCGGCGCAGAUGCUGCUGUCCAACGCCUACAGAGUCAAGCUGAUGAGGCGGACGUCCUUCUGGCAAGUCAGCACGGUGCCGUCGGAGGGCGUCUUCGCAUCGUCGUCGCGGCCCGGCGCGGAACUCACCGAGCCCGUCGACGCGCUGCUCAAAAGGCUCAAGCACCUCUUCCGGAAGCACCAGAACCGACAGCUGCGCAACAUCAGGUACAGGGUCGACGUGCCCGCGUGGACCAGGACGCAGCGGCGCCUGGCCGGCGUCCCGGACAGGAGCCCGAUCCACCCGCUCAAGGGCGACAAGCUCGACGGCACCAGGGCCGUCAUCCCCGGCAUCCACACGCCCUACGUGUACGAGUCCGCGGCCGCCUUUGGCGCCUCGUUCCAGAUCCACGCCGAGGACUUCCGCCUCGCCUCCCUGAACCACCUGUACAGGGGCCGCAAGAUCUGGAUCGUCAUCCCCGCCACGCAGGUCGACGUCGCCGAGAGGGCGCUGGGCCGCGGCCCGGGCUGCUCGCAGUUCAUGCGCCACCGCGCCGAGUUCUUCUUCCCCGACAAGCUGCGCAAGCUGGGGAUACCGCACAGGAUCGUGGACCAGCGCCCCGGGGAGACGGUCGUCAUCCUGCCCGACGCGUACCACGAGGGCUUCAGCUGCGGGUACACCAUUGCCGAGGCCAGGAACUACGCCGACCCCGCCUGGACGCCCGACUCGUACCAGCCGUGCCAGGCGAGCUGCAGGCUGGCCACGGCCAUUCCUGCCGCCCUGAUGAGGCCCCUCGGGGAGGGCGAGCAGCGGCUGGACCUGUGUGCCGCGUACGGCGACGGCCCUUGCCUGCCUGCGCCCGCGCCUGUUGUUGACGCGCCCGAGCCCGAGCCCGGGAAGAGGGAGACGGGAGAAACGGAUGGCCGGGGCCCCGCGUCGACGGGGGCCGGGGCGCACGAGGCGAAGCGCAUCAAGAUGUGUGAGUCGUAG